AACAGAAAGGAUUUUUCUCCCUCCCAUCACUGCAAUGUGCAAUAUUUUUUCCUCCUGUUUUCUUCUCUUCAAUUCACCUCACUCCACACGCAGGUUUCACCUUCAGUUACUUCUAUUUACGUUGAAGCAUCCGUUUGUUUGUUUGUUUGUUUCUAAUUCUCUAGCCAGAAUACUAGAAUUGGUAGUUAAACGCCGCCGCUUGAUAUUUCUUGAUCGCAAAAUAGGCAAAGACAAAUUUGACAUACAAAGACAAAACAGACAAGGGCAAAUUUUCCGAGAACUCGGAAAAUUAUAUGAUCCAUUCUACAAUCAUGGACAAAAAUCUUGGGACAAAUUUGCACUUGUGGAUCUUUUUCACAGCUUAAACUACCAGUCGCGCGCGAAUGCAAUUUCACUUGUUCAGCCUCUCCCCACGAGCCAAAAUGUUCAACACGUUUGUUGAAGACAAUUUCUCUUGAGGUUCAAUAUUGCAUUGGAUGGGGAAGGGGGCAACAGCAACGCAUUUUCAAAAGGAUAGAAGUUGUGGGAUUUUUUACCAUUGUGGCUGGAAUGACUAAGAUUCAUUUAAUUCAAGCCGAUCAUAUGUAUCGUAGUCGCUACUAGGUAUCAAGUUUAGGAAGAGCACAUGGUUUUUCGUUAAGAAGUUUGUUUAUUGUUCAAUGAUGUUUUUCUUGGUUUAUUGCGGAACAAGGCACGAAAACCUUGUAAGUAUCGAUCGGUUUUUACUUAAGUUUCUCAUCGGUGGUAUUUUGGUCUUCUAUUUUGCUUAUUCAGCGGAUUCAUGUGUUUCCAUUUCAGUGAAUCGCUCGUUCGUGUAAAUAAAAGUCAAGUUCAGCGUAUCUCAAAUAUUAUCCUUGUUACCGCAGUUCAGUAGCGAACAAUGGGUUCCUACAUCAUUCAAAGUUUUUCUUGGCGUAGAUUGUUCAUGAGAUGUCAGAUGAGGCGAGACGUACGUCGCUUCAACAGGAAUUAUCGCCGAGCGAAGAUCUUCGCAUCGAAACUACAAGCUUGCAUCAUGUUGCGCGAUCCGAAACUGCGGGUCCCCUGGAAUUUGUUCGCACUACGAGACAGAAAGUGCCGUCGAAUUUUAUGGAUUCAGAAGAUGUUCGAAGUGAAAGGGCGAUCGAUCUACAGGCGAAAACGGCAGAACACUUAGGAGACCUAAGAAAGAGGUUGAGAUUUCUUCAAAGGCUUAUCUCCGAACAUGCGAGCGAAGGAGAAGUGAUUCAAGGUGUAGACGAUUACGAGCGUGCUUUACGCAGAUUUGUCGAUGCUCACGAGACUUACUUGAAGUUUGAAGACAACGAAGAAAUGGUAAAUACGCCCAACGAAAGUUACGAGAAGGAAAAGGAGAACAAAUUUCUCUUCGACGUUGAGCUCAACACGUGGAAAUUAAAGAUGAAACACAAUACGAAGGGAAUGUUAAGAUCAGUUCACAAAUCACGUCAAUCAAGUAAGACUGGGAGAAGUUUAAAUUCCAGUAGGAGUAGUGUGAGAGGCAAGCGGAGAAUACUUGAAGAAGCACGACUAAAAGUGGACGCGCUAGAGCGAAAACAGAGCCUUGAGGGUCGUUUAGAAGAAGAAGAAGUUGACUUUAAGAGGAGAGAACUUGAAAUUGCUGAAGACAGAGAACGAAGCAAGACUGAGUUGGCAAGGAAGAUCGAAAGGAUGCAGGCAGAAAUGGAAUUCAAGAAGGCUGCUGUUGAUCUUGAGAUUGAGCAAGAAGAAUUGCAAAACGACCACUCCGACAAUGAAACUUUGGCAAGUGAUAUAAUUCCAGCAUUACCCUUAGAGUUGGGCUCUCAUACAUCACCCGCUCCUGUUAGCUUACCAUCAAACGUAUUCUUGCCUGUGGAUCCUCUAUUUGAUGCUCAGAAUGUUAAGUCCGAGGCUUUGAAAGUUGAUCAUGAGGUGUCGUCAGCAUCGGUUAUCUCUAAAGAUGGUAUAUCGCCUCAGUACAUACCACUACCUACUCCUGCUUCUCAGCGGAAAGACACAAAGCAAGGGAUUUCUUCAAAGGCAGAUGCAAAUGAUAUCACACCGAGUGUAAAUAUGCCAAGGGCAACAAGUUCCCCAACCGCCACCAAAGAGCAGACAUUUCCUACAGAAAGGUGCCAAAGUGAACAGCGUACUCCCCAGCAAGAUGUAUCGUCAACACCUCAGUCACCCCCUAAACCAAGUCAUACCCAGCUUGAGCAGGUAUUGUUGGAAACACUUCAGUAUCUCACCCAGCAGUCAGUUCGCCAAGUGCCGCAACUUCAGUUGGCCGAAUCACAACCAGACGAGGCUCCCUGGCAAGCCAUCGCAGAUGGACUUAAACAAGGUCCCACUCUUCCGAAAAUAGAGUUGAUGAAGUUUGGAGGAGAUCCGUCUGAGCAUGGUGAGUCUGUUGCCAAUUUCCGUGACAAUAUUGAAAGCCAGGUGUCUGAUGACUCACAAAGACUUACUCGCUUACUUGCUCAGUGUGUUGGAAAGGCGAGAGAUGCUAUCAAAAGUUGUGUUAACCUUCCUGUUGGUCAGAGAUACAAUGCAGCCUGGAAAACCCUGUUGAAGAACUUUGGACAGCCUCACAUGGUGGCUGAUGCUCAUAUGAGAAAGUUGAGGGAGUACAACCUGAGAAGAGUCGAUGCCACCAACCUCAUGGACUUUGCGAGAAGACUUCAAGAUACGAAGCGGGUUUUAACAAGUAUGGGACCACUUUAUGUAAGCCGCCUCAACAAUGAGGAUACAAUUCUUAUGCUUAUGAAGAAGCUGCCUGAUGAAGACUUGAAGCUAGAAUGGACAGACGUCGCAGGGGACAUGAUUUGUUCUAAAGGACAUCUUGACUUUUAUGAUUUUCUGAACUUCAUUCAGAAACGAGCUGAUCGCUUAAACAACCGUUUUGGACAGGAAUUGAAGUCACCGCCGCUUCAAAAAGAGAAAGAAAAAAGAUAUGGAAACAGAGGGAAACAAGAUCCUCCAAUUAAUGCCACGACCCUAACUACUCAGGGCAAGGGAAGCAGAAAACCCACCGAUACUGGAUCAGCCACCUUAAAGUGCUAUCAAUGCUCUGGACCUCAUGCGAUUUGGCAUUGCGAGGUUUUUAGAAAUUCAUCUCAUGAAGAUCGAUUGCGAACGGUACAACAGAAGAAACUCUGUGGUAGUUGCCUUGGACAUGGUCACUUCUCGCAAUCUUGCCCAAAGGGAUAUUCUUGUCGGAAGCCAGGAUGUGGAAGGAAGCAUCAUUCACUUCUUCACCCUCGUGAGAGCGGAGGGACCAUUGGACCUGAAGUAAAACAAGACAGCGCCAAUCAGCAACCCAUUAUUCAAGACCAGAAUUCGGUUGGUGGAACAGCCUCAACCGUCACUGAGUCCAACCCCUCCCCAGUUACUGAAUCAAGCACAUUUGCAGUAUCCAGAGAUUCCAUUCCAGUGGAACCCACAGCGAGUAAUAGACUAAGGGUCUGCUUCAAGGUCGUGCCAGUAAGAGUCAGUGGGCCAGGUAGCAAUAAACAGCUUGCCACGUACGCCAGUGACAGUGGGUCGGACACUACACUCUGCUUAAGAAGUCUGCUAGAAGAAUUGAGCCUUGAAAGCAAACCCACUGAUUUCACCCUUUCAACGGUCAAUUAUGAAGGAAAGGAACAUUACCAUCGAACCCGCCUAGAUAUAGGAGCACUUGACGGACAAACAAAGUUUACUCUUGAUCAGGUUCUGACGACGGAGAGCCUACCCAUUGGCGAGAGGCACUUUGCCAGCAAUAGAGAACUGAGAAAAUGGCCACAUCUUGAUGGCGUCAGUCUUCCUGAAAUAGAGAAGCAUAGUGUUUCGAUUCUUAUUGGCAGUGACCGACCAGAUAUUAUCGAUGACAAUUCAGAGAUCAGGAGAGGAGAUAGAGGCCAGCCCUAUGCUGUGAAAACUCCCUUAGGAUGGACAGUGUAUGGCCCAAUGGGUGAACCUAACGGUGAUGGUGUCCACAUCAAUCUCAUUAGAAGUGAUCAUGAAGAGACACUAAGUAUGCAGCUGGAGCAUUUGUACAAUACCGAGUUCAAGGAUACCGUCAUGGAUGUUGAAGAGAGUUUGUCACUUGAGGACCGAAGAGCGAAGCAGAUUAUAGAUGAAUCAGUGGUCCUCGUCAAUGGCCACUAUCAACUCAAGCUGCCAUUUCGACACAAUCCCCCCUGUCUUCCCGACAGUCUCCCAGUAGCGAAGAAGAGACUGCACUGGUUGAGAAAGAAGAUGGAAAGGGAUCCUGAAUUUCACCGGCAAUAUGCAAGUGUAUACAGGCAAAAACUAACGAUAGAUAAAUCCGACGUUUCGGCGACAUCUUGGCGCCAUUCAAGAUUUGGAGGAGAUCCGUCUGAGCAUGGUGAGUCUGUUGCCAAUUUCCGUGACAAUAUUGAAAGCCAGGUGUCUGAUGACUCACAAAGACUUACUCGCUUACUUGCUCAGUGUGUUGGAAAGGCGAGAGAUGCUAUCAAAAGUUGUGUUAACCUUCCUGUUGGUCAGAGAUACAAUGCAGCCUGGAAAACCCUGUUGAAGAACUUUGGACAGCCUCACAUGGUGGCUGAUGCUCAUAUGAGAAAGUUGAGGGAGUACAACCUGAGAAGAGUUGAUGCCACCAACCUCAUGGACUUUGCGAGAAGACUUCAAGAUACGAAGCGGGUUUUAACAAGUAUGGGACCACUUUAUGUAAGCCGCCUCAACAAUGAGGAUACAAUUCUUAUGCUUAUGAAGAAGCUGCCUGAUGAAGACUUGAAGCUAGAAUGGACAGACGUCGCAGGGGACAUGAUUUGUUCUAAAGGACAUCUUGACUUUUAUGAUUUUCUGAACUUCAUUCAGAAACGAGCUGAUCGCUUAAACAACCGUUUUGGACAGGAAUUGAAGUCACCGCCGCUUCAAAAAGAGAAAGAAAAAAGAUAUGGAAACAGAGGGAAACAAGAUCCUCCAAUUAAUGCCACGACCCUAACUACUCAGGGCAAGGGAAGCAGAAAACCCACCGAUACUGGAUCAGCCACCUUAAAGUGCUAUCAAUGCUCUGGACCUCAUGCGAUUUGGCAUUGCGAGGUUUUUAGAAAUUCAUCUCAUGAAGAUCGAUUGCGAACGGUACAACAGAAGAAACUCUGUGGUAGUUGCCUUGGACAUGGUCACUUCUCGCAAUCUUGCCCAAAGGGAUAUUCUUGUCGGAAGCCAGGAUGUGGAAGGAAGCAUCAUUCACUUCUUCACCCUCGUGAGAGCGGAGGGACCAUUGGACCUGAAGUAAAACAAGACAGCGCCAAUCAGCAACCCAUUAUUCAAGACCAGAAUUCGGUUGGUGGAACAGCCUCAACCGUCACUGAGUCCAACCCCUCCCCAGUUACUGAAUCAAGCACAUUUGCAGUAUCCAGAGAUUCCAUUCCAGUGGAACCCACAGCGAGUAAUAGACUAAGGGUCUGCUUCAAGGUCGUGCCAGUAAGAGUCAGUGGGCCAGGUAGCAAUAAACAGCUUGCCACGUACGCCAGUGACAGUGGGUCGGACACUACACUCUGCUUAAGAAGUCUGCUAGAAGAAUUGAGCCUUGAAAGCAAACCCACUGAUUUCACCCUUUCAACGGUCAAUUAUGAAGGAAAGGAACAUUACCAUCGAACCCGCCUAGAUAUAGGAGCACUUGACGGACAAACAAAGUUUACUCUUGAUCAGGUUCUGACGACGGAGAGCCUACCCAUUGGCGAGAGGCACUUUGCCAGCAAUAGAGAACUGAGAAAAUGGCCACAUCUUGAUGGCGUCAGUCUUCCUGAAAUAGAGAAGCAUAGUGUUUCGAUUCUUAUUGGCAGUGACCGACCAGAUAUUAUCGAUGACAAUUCAGAGAUCAGGAGAGGAGAUAGAGGCCAGCCCUAUGCUGUGAAAACUCCCUUAGGAUGGACAGUGUAUGGCCCAAUGGGUGAACCUAACGGUGAUGGUGUCCACAUCAAUCUCAUUAGAAGUGAUCAUGAAGAGACACUAAGUAUGCAGCUGGAGCAUUUGUACAAUACCGAGUUCAAGGAUACCGUCAUGGAUGUUGAAGAGAGUUUGUCACUUGAGGACCGAAGAGCGAAGCAGAUUAUAGAUGAAUCAGUGGUCCUCGUCAAUGGCCACUAUCAACUCAAGCUGCCAUUUCGACACAAUCCCCCCUGUCUUCCCGACAGUCUCCCAGUAGCGAAGAAGAGACUGCACUGGUUGAGAAAGAAGAUGGAAAGGGAUCCUGAAUUUCACCGGCAAUAUGCAAGUGUAUACAGGCAAAAACUAACGAUAGAUAAAUCCGACGUUUCGGCGACAUCUUGGCGCCAUUCUACUGCAGGGACCAGAGAACACAAGUUCGUUGAUAGGAGUGAUUCUCAGAUUCAGAGUUAA
Molecule: messenger RNA, 6348 nt
Organism: Orbicella faveolata
Lineage: Eukaryota; Metazoa; Cnidaria; Anthozoa; Scleractinia; Merulinidae
Source: RefSeq, a predicted model, not a curated record